AUGGGGAAUUACGAGAUUGUCGCACUGACACAAGAUUAUAGCACCAUUAUUCUACCAAAAAUGCGAGAUCCAGGGAGUUUCACCAUUCCCUGUUCCAUUAGAGGAGUUUAUAUAGGACAAGCCUUUUGCGACCUUGGAGCCAACAUUAAUCUCAUGCCACUUUCAAUCUUUAAGCAACUGAGAAUAGGAAAACUUGCACCCACCAUGGUUACGUUGCAACUGGCAGACCGUUCCUUGGUACCCCCAGAGGGAAAAAUUAGAAGAUGUGCUUGUAAAAGUGGACAAAUUCAUUUGAUCAGCUGA
This is a messenger RNA of Benincasa hispida (wax gourd), 303 nucleotides long. NCBI's taxonomy places the organism in Eukaryota, Viridiplantae, Streptophyta, Magnoliopsida, Cucurbitales, Cucurbitaceae. The record is from RefSeq and is a predicted model, not a curated record.